AUGCGUCGAUCUCUCCGUGCCAAAAACAAAUUAGGAUUCAUCAACGGAAUCCUCUCCAAACCUAAACACCUCGAUGAUCCUUUACUUGAGCUCUGGGAGCGUUGUAACGACAUGGUCGUUUCUUGGCUCCACAAUUCAAUCAGUCUGUCUCUUCAAUCUAGUGUUCUAUUUGUUGAUAAUACACAAGACAUCUGGUUGGAUCUUGAAGCACGUUUUUCUCACCAAAAUGGCCCCCGCAUCUAUCAGCUUAAAAAGGCAAUGGCUGCUCUCCUUCAAGAACAUGAUUCGGUAAGCACUUACUUUGGAAAAUUAAAAUCUCUUUGGGAUGAGCUCUCUAUGUACGAUCCUUUCCCUACUUGUAAGUGUGGUGCCAUGAAAACCUUGUUGGAUCGCUACCAGCAAGACUGUGUGCUUUAG
Molecule: messenger RNA, 417 nt
Organism: Pistacia vera
Lineage: Eukaryota; Viridiplantae; Streptophyta; Magnoliopsida; Sapindales; Anacardiaceae
Exons: 1
Coding region: 1-417 (138 amino acids)
Source: RefSeq, a predicted model, not a curated record